Molecule: messenger RNA, 1793 nt
Organism: Eleginops maclovinus (Patagonian blennie)
Lineage: Eukaryota; Metazoa; Chordata; Actinopteri; Perciformes; Eleginopidae
Gene: tpm1
Product: tropomyosin 1 (alpha)
Exons: 10
Coding region: 138-992 (284 amino acids)
Biological process (GO): muscle contraction; actin filament organization
Cellular component (GO): actin filament
Molecular function (GO): actin filament binding
Source: RefSeq, a predicted model, not a curated record
UACAUAUUUGACAGGGCACAGUCAGGCAUAGCCUGUACUCCAGCUCAGUGUUCAGUAAGGCACAGACGCUCUAGCCACUCUCCCACUCUUCUUGAUUUUCAUUCGGAUUUGUUGGUGCCGAACAGCAAUAAGCAGCCAUGGAUGCCAUCAAGAAGAAGAUGCAGAUGCUCAAGCUCGACAAGGAGAAUGCCUUGGACAGAGCUGAGCAGGCUGAGGGAGAUAAGAAGGCGGCAGAGGACAGAAGCAAACAGCUUGAGGACGAUUUGGUAGCUCUGCAGAAGAAGCUGAAGGGAACUGAGGAUGAGUUGGACAAGUACUCCGAGGCUCUUAAAGACGCCCAGGAAAAACUUGAGCUGGCUGAGAAGAAAGCCACAGAUGCUGAGGGAGAUGUCGCUUCACUUAACAGACGCAUCCAGCUGGUUGAGGAGGAGUUGGAUCGUGCUCAGGAGCGUCUGGCUACUGCCCUGACCAAGCUGGAGGAGGCUGAGAAGGCUGCUGAUGAGAGCGAGAGAGGCAUGAAGGUCAUUGAGAACAGGGCCAUGAAGGACGAGGAGAAGAUGGAACUGCAGGAGAUCCAGCUCAAAGAGGCCAAGCACAUCGCUGAGGAGGCUGACCGCAAAUAUGAGGAGGUUGCCCGUAAGCUGGUCAUCAUUGAGGGAGACCUGGAACGUACAGAGGAGCGUGCUGAGCUGAAUGAGAGACGGGCUCGGACAACGGAUGAUGAGCUAGGGGUUAUGGAGCAAAGCAUGAAAUCGCUAAACUCCUCAGUCGCUAAGUACUCACAGAAGGAGGACAAAUACGAGGAGGAGAUCAAGGUCCUCACCGACAAGCUCAAGGAGGCUGAGACUCGUGCUGAGUUCGCUGAGAGAUCAGUAGCCAAGCUUGAGAAGACCAUUGAUGACUUGGAAGAUGAGUUGUAUGCCCAGAAACUGAAGUACAAGGCCAUCAGCGAGGAGCUGGACCACGCCCUCAACGACAUGACUUCCAUAUAAAUGUUUUACACCUCAUCAAAGACGCCUCCUGCCGGCUGAGCGGCAUCUGUCUGCUCUCUCCAGCCAUCUCUCUAUUCCCCAUCCCUUUCUGUCUUUGCUUUCCUUUCUUCCUCAUGUUUUCAUCCUCAUGUCAAAGUUUAUUGCAUCCCAUCACUUGUACAGAAUCCUAGAAUCUUUCUGCAUUGUGUAAAAAAUAAACGUCCUUCCUUCUAUGUAAGCUGUAUCUCUUUACUCUGUCCUCUUUUUUUUCUUUUUCAUUUAUUUAUUUUCAAGUGGUCCUAAUAAAACCAGGAAGACUUGAUUUUAAGUUUAUGUUUUUCAUUCUGUUUCUGUAUCUCAACACACCAUUCAUUGAGCUUUACCAUGCUUUUCUUAAUUCUUGCUCUUUUUAUUUUCAAACAUUGUUCUGUGGACCUGAGAUAAGGAAAAUCACAGUGGUUCCACGAGCAAAGAAAGCUAGAACUACAGGUACUUGAGUAAAAGCAGAGCCAAGUUGUCUUCUCUCUUAGCAUUUCAGUCUGAUGCAUGCAAGUUUUUCCACAUUAAGUACUGUGACACAAGGAGCUGACUGGAAAGUUGUGGGAAUUGUAGGGAAGUAUUAUUAUUAUUGGAUUAUCAGGGAGAUUGUAUUGAGGUGGAGGAAAGGGAUCACAGUAGAAGACAGAACAGUAUGUAAGAUGUGUUGAACAUCUUGUUGCUGGAAAUUGGAUUGAAUGAAAAUGCUAUCAGUGAUUAUAAGACAUUGGUUUUGUAUGAAACACAGUAUCCUGUCAUAUAUUUGAAUAAAUAUACAACAACACA